AUGCCGGCAGGACACAGCAGGAGGCUGCAGCAGUAUCUGGUGGUCCUGGCCGUGACCUGGGGUGCCACCAUCUUCCCCCCAACAGCCCAGGCUUUGCAGAGGAUCGCGCUGCGGAGGAUGCCGUCCAUCCGGCAGACGCUGCAGGAGAUGGGGGUGAAGGUGUCCGAGGUCUUCCCCGAGCUGAGGCACAGCAGGAGCGGCAGCGCGGCCGGUCCCAAGAACGGGACGGCUCCCACCCUGCUCACCAACUACCUGGAUACGCAGUAUUUUGGUGAGAUCAGCAUCGGGACCCCUGCACAGACCUUCAAGGUGGUUUUUGACACGGGCUCAGCCAACCUCUGGGUGCCGUCCUACAAGUGCUCCCCCCUCUACAGCGCCUGCAUUUCCCACAGCCGCUACGACUCCUCCAAGUCCCGGACGUACAUAGCCAACGGCACAGGCUUUGCUAUCAGCUAUGGAACAGGGAGUGUCAAAGGCUUCCUCAGCCAGGACGUUGUUAUGGUAUCAGACAUCCCCAUCAUCCAGGUCUUUGCUGAGGCCACGGUGCUGCCUGCCUUCCCCUUCAUCUUCGCCAGGUUCGAUGGGGUCCUGGGGAUGGGCUACCCCAGCCAGGCCAUCGAUGGCAUCACCCCUGUCUUCGACCGGAUCCUUUCCCAGCAGAUCCUCAAGGAGGACGUGUUCUCAGUCUACUACAGCCGGAAUGCUGCCCUGAAACCUGGAGGUGAAAUCAUCCUCGGAGGCACUGACCCAGCCUACUACACUGGGGACUUCCACUACCUGAAUGUCAGCAAGAGCGGCUACUGGCAGAUCAGCAUGAAGGGGGUGUCUGUGGGGGCUGAAAUGCUGUUCUGCAAGGAUGGCUGCUCAGCUGCUGUUGACACGGGAGCAUCCUACAUCACCGGCCCUGCUGGCCCCAUCUCUGUGCUGAUGAAAGCCAUUGGGGCAGCCGAAAUGGCUGAAGGAGGAUACGUGGUGGGUUGUGACCAAGUCCCUCAGCUGCCCAACAUCUCCUUCCACCUGGGUGGGAAGGUCUUCGGGCUCAGCGGCUCAGCCUACAUCCUUCGGCAAUCCCAGUAUGGGGAGGACAUCUGCGUGGUGGCUUUCUCAGGGCUGGACAUCCCACCCCCGGCUGGUCCUCUCUGGAUCCUGGGUGCCAGCUUCAUUGGGCACUAUUACACCAAGUUCGACCGGCGCAACAACCGCAUCGGCUUUGCCACAGCUCGCUGA
Messenger RNA from Melopsittacus undulatus (budgerigar), 1227 nucleotides. It is a transcript of the gene REN, whose product is annotated as renin. The transcript is spliced from 9 exons. Lineage: Eukaryota; Metazoa; Chordata; Aves; Psittaciformes; Psittaculidae. The record is from RefSeq and is a predicted model, not a curated record. Gene Ontology annotation, molecular function: aspartic-type endopeptidase activity. Gene Ontology annotation, biological process: angiotensin maturation. The coding region runs from base 1 to 1227 and encodes 408 amino acids.